UAAUAAAACUCGUUGAACGCGGAAGUUGGGCUGAAACCGACAAGAAACAAAGCGGAAGUUCAGAGUCAAAACCUCGGUUUAAACGUUGCCUUUCUCAGUGGAACUGACGGAAACGGUGAAUUCUGGCUUUUAUUUGGUGAAGAAAGAGAAGUGGGAGCUCCUGCAGUGAAACACGGCGGUGGGAGUGUCACACGCAGCCAUGACGGAGGUCUACGCCCCCACCACGGUUUCCAACCCCAAGUCCUCCUGGUUCCUGGUUCCUUCUAAACUCCUGGAUAAGGUCCAGUUUGGCCUUAAAGCAGCUGAAGUGGGCCUGUCCCUGGUGGCCUUCAUCCUGGAGGAGCUGGUCUCCAGCUGUGGGAACUGCAACCCCCUCUACUUUUUUGAGUUCGUCAGCUGCACGGCCUUCCUCUUCACCCUGCUGCUCCUCAUCCUCCUCUCCACCAGGCUGCACGAGAAGGUCGGCAUCGAAUGCUGGCCCAAACUGAACUUCUUAUAUACGGUUGGGAUCGCGGUCCUCCUCCUGAUCUCGUCCAUCGUGCUCGCCGCCGAUAACGCCGGCUCCAGUCUGGAGAGGGUUGCUGUGGUGUUUGGAGUCCUGGCGACCCUGGCCUUUGCGUUAGACGUGGCUUACUUCCUGAAGACCCGUGGGUCCCCCUUCAAAGCCGGCCCGGGUCCGGGUGUCAGUAACGGCGGCCCGGUGCCGGCAGCGGCUCCUGAGACGGAGAGGCUCAACGAUCAGGCAUAAGUCUGCCUCCAUCUUUGUUACACACUUUGUUUUAGCUGGAGGCGGGGCUUCAAUCGUUCUUGUCUGUCUUUGUCCCCCCCCCCCGUGUCCUUCAUUCAUUUUUUAAACCGAGGUUCUGAAAAAAAACAGAUGAUUCUUCCGAAACCACGUAAACACUAAGGCCGACGGCUCGUGUCUCUGCUGCUUCAUCCACUGAACUCCUGAAGACGGCCGGAAGGGGUCCUUCUUUAAUCCCCCCGAGGUUCUGCGCAUCAGAACGCGACGGAGGGGGUCCGAUCGCUCCAGACACCCCUGUAGUCCACUAAUCCCCCUGAAAGACUGCGUUCCGGAUGAAUCCAAUCAGAUCUGGUUCAGUCCAGGACAGGAGUCCCUGCAGCGCCCCCUGCAGGUCAAACACGUGUCCCUCUUGGUCUCUCAUGGUGUCUGUUUGCUUCUGGUUCCUGCAGCCGGUCUACUGCCCUCUGGGAAACGUAGUUUAUGUAGUGAUUGUCGCACAGUGAUGAUGUCACUCAGUUCUGAUCCACAUAAGCAGCAGAGUUCAGCCAAGUCUUUGUCCUGAAGUCACAUCAGAAUCGUUUUUUUCUGUUAAAGUUAAAAAAAUAAAACCGUUUUAAAAAUGUUUUAACGUCUGACGAGCUGGAGGCAGAAAAUAAGAGGCGGAGCAUCUGCAACAGGCGGCGCUGUUCGCCUGCCUUCGCUUCGGUCUCUGUUUCCAUCGGUGAUUCUGCUUCGGCGUUUCAUCCUGGUGUGUGCCAACCAUUCAGGACAAGGUGAUCAGAUUGAAACCAAUCGUUUUCUGGUGGAAACGAACGCUGAAGACAAACUUUGCUGAUGGAAAUAAGAGGCCUGAAGAAUUCCUGCUGGAAGUUUGGUUUUAUGGAUGGAAUAAGAUUUUUUUACUGUUGUUUUUUUCUUCUGUGGCUCUUUUUUCUGUUACAGACUUUAAUGUUUGUGAGUGAAAGCAUAAAGAAUUUAAAGUUCCACUCUGUUGUAUCUGACAAUCUGCCUGUUUUAAAGAACAUUGUUGUUUUUUUGAAAAUAAGUGUUUUUGUAAUUUGGUAAAUGUGGUUCUUCUGUGCCUUAGUCUGUGUUUGGCAUCAGCCUGCGGGACGCCGCUGUGGCCUUUGUUCUGAUGAACGAUAAACACAUUUUCAGUAAAAGCUGUUGUUCUUAUUACAAA
This is a messenger RNA of Oryzias latipes (Japanese medaka), 1928 nucleotides long. RefSeq names its product CKLF-like MARVEL transmembrane domain containing 6 (gene cmtm6). Gene Ontology annotation, cellular component: membrane. Lineage: Eukaryota; Metazoa; Chordata; Actinopteri; Beloniformes; Adrianichthyidae. The record is from RefSeq and is a predicted model, not a curated record.